Gambusia affinis (western mosquitofish) is the source of this 6046-nucleotide messenger RNA. RefSeq lists its product as uncharacterized. Bases 2201 to 4897 code for a protein of 898 amino acids. Gene Ontology annotation, biological process: regulation of transcription by RNA polymerase II. Gene Ontology annotation, cellular component: nucleus. NCBI's taxonomy places the organism in Eukaryota, Metazoa, Chordata, Actinopteri, Cyprinodontiformes, Poeciliidae. Gene Ontology annotation, molecular function: RNA polymerase II cis-regulatory region sequence-specific DNA binding; DNA-binding transcription factor activity, RNA polymerase II-specific; protein binding. The transcript is spliced from 3 exons. The record is from RefSeq and is a predicted model, not a curated record.
UAACAGGCGUUGUGGACUGGUAUUACUAAUUUUAUCUUUUGCUAGACUUUCUUAUUAAUUCUGUUCCCUAAGUUGUGUUGACACUAAACUCUUGCACUGUACUGACCCAGAAUAGUUUGUUUCCAGAAGCUGCAGCUCUUCUGCACCCCUCUGGUACAGUACGUGAGCUAUGUCACUGCACACUCAGUGAAUGGAAACACUUGGAGACAGUAUGUGUCGAGCUUACAAUCUGUGACAGAGGGCACAUUGCCCCGACCCUUAAAUCAAUGCACCGGCCUCCUGCUAAAUACGUUGCAUUCAAAGACCUUCUCGGACAAUAUGAAUUUCUCAGUCUUGGCUUGUAACUUACAGGCCUGUAGGAUGUCUCAGAUUAUCUGCAGUCCCAGCUGCUGGACCUGGAGAUCAAACUACACCUCAGCAAAUUGCCAACUACUUGAAUGCAUUUCUUUGGAGCAGCAGAUCCUUUAAUUAAUGUAAUAUUGUGCAUAUUUGCUUGGUAAUAUUGUUAUUUGUGUUUUUAUCUCAGAUUGCAAUCGGUUUUCUAUUUAUUUUCUCUCGUUUUUAUCUUCUAAAGCUAAUUUUCUCUGAUGUAGAUUCCUUGAUCAUAUGAAAAUAUAAAAUAUUUUUAGAUAUUUUUAUUAUAUAAAAAUAUAAACCAUUUUCCUACAAAAAGGGAAUAUUGUUGCUGAAAUUGUUUCAUCAUUUUAUGUUACAGAGGAGAAAUGUGUAUGGUAUAAGCUUUAAUUAUUUUUUCUUCUCCUUUAUUACAGAAUAAGAGAGCGUUCUGAAAUAGAUUAAAUAUUUUUCAUUUUGAAAUACUUGGAUGAACAUCACGUGUCCUGAAAAAAAAUUUACAUUUUGAUUUUAGAUAACUGCAAUCCCAAUUUUUAAUUUUUUUUACAUUUCUCUUGCAUGCUUUGCAAUAUUAACAAUUAAAAUAAUUAACAAAACAUCCACUGUGAGACUCUAAAUAAUCCAGCUGAAAACAGAGAUAGUGUAAAUAAUUUAAAAAAAACCAAAACAGUCAUUUACGGAUCAUUUAAAUCAUACAUAGCUGUUGCAAACUAUUAUAGUUGAUCAGUCUGAUGUAGUAAUGAUUGAGAAAUAGAUUAACCAAGAGCCGUUUCUCUAAGCAAACAGUAAUGUCUUGCAUCCACAAACUAAAAGUACAAUGAAGUUUUCUGCAAUGUGUCACAGUAUCUCAUUGUCAAACUGCUGGAUCAAAAUUACAACUGACUUUCUUCUUUUGUUUAAACAGGCAACAUCAUCACUUGAUGCAUAUUUCAUAUGCUGAUGAUAAAUAUGUUGUAUUAUCUCAUCUACGUGAGCCACAAGACACACUAUUUAGAUGAGUCACAAUGAAAUGCAGCUCAGUGUACUGCAGUAGUAUUUCCAUUGCACAGUUGUCAGGGAAAAUGCACUACGGGCCUGUGGAUAGCAGGAGGUGGCUGUAACAUUAGAACGGGGGAGGGAUUGAGAGCAGUGACAAGCACGUGGUCAAAGGGUGGAGAAACGGCUUUGUAUGGGGUUGUCAACAAAAACGUCAGCUGAAGGGAAACCGGCUCGUGACACUGGAGAAGCUUCUGUGUGCAGAAGUGAACUAGAUAGAAAUCGUCCUAAGAAUCAACAGCGCUAUCUACGGUGGCUGAACUUGCAUAAUACAGAAUAAGAUCUUAGGAAAGACUGAAAUAAGUAGUUUUGAUCUUUGCAACAAAUAAUAAAAUAAUCACAGGAUAUUCUAUGACUCACCUUUGACCUCAAUCCAACACAACCAGGUUUAAUAUUUCUGAGUUUGAGCUCUUUUUGGUGCACCAUGAUUCAAAUAUAGACAGAAGUGACCCUAAAGAGCCACCAUGUAUCUAUAUCUUUUAAAUAAAAAGGACUUCCUGCAGUACUUUUGUGGUGCAAGCAGGAAUACUGGUUCUAUUUGCUCCAGUUCUGUGGCUGUUCCCUGCAGGACGGUGUCAGCCCCUCUCUGUAACAGGACAUGGAGAGCUUGACAUCACAGGCCAGCACUCCUUAUAAGCACCUGAGCAUCCACGUCAUGGCUCGCCCCAAUAUGAAAAGCGUGUGAUUGUUUUCCACAUGAGACCCAGUGCAGAUAAAGUAGGGUGGGACUAUAUAUCCACAAUAAAGACUCUUUUCUCACUUUACCCGAAAGCAAGGCAGACAGUGAUUGUUGUCCGUCUUCUGGUAUAUUAUGAAGCCUAUUCUUCAGGCGACGUCGUCUCCACAGGACGUCACCCAUGCAGCAUCACUGCUGGCAUAUCUGAACCAUCAGAGAGAUCAAGGCAUGUUCUGUGACUGUGUGCUCAGGCAGGGGCAGAACUCAGAUCAGCUUUACCAUGCACACAGGUGUAUCCUGGCAGCCUCCAGCCCAGUGUUGGCAUCCAUCCUGUCCUCAUCUGGUGCCCUGGUGGAACUACACAAUCCAAGUCUCUCGGACUCUGUGCUACCUUCCCUUUUGGACUACAUUUACACUGGGGUUCUUCCACACCCUCUCAGCAAACAGGAAUAUUACAGACUGCUCUCUGCUGCCUGCCAAAUGCAGAUGAAAGAACUGCAGGAUGCUCUGAGAGCUAACUGGCUGCAGAUCCAAGGGAAUGCUGAGGAUGAUAAAAAUCCUCCUGUUGUAGUUGAAAUGUACUCAUUUAAAGAGACAGAAGAUUCCUAUAAAUUUGAUUUUGAGACCUUCAAACACCUUCCAUCAUCAACCACAACAUGUAAUUUUCAAAGCCAUGAAACAACUACACAGCCAUUACCUAAUGAGAUAGUUCAAGAACCCCGGAUCACUUCAGGAAGCACCGAUGCCAGUCCUGAAAAUGAUGAAAGAAAAAUAAAAAAUCAAUAUGUAAAUGGUCACACAAGAACUGAUUUAGCUUCUCUAAAUGAUUUAAAUACUUUCAGUAUUCUUGGAAGUAUUGACAAAGACAAUGCGGGUGACUGCAGACAGGCAACAUCGCUGACCCAACGGGAAACAUUGAGGUCCAAAGAUGACAAAGCUCAGAUGCAGAACUCACCUGGAGUAGAUCAUUCACCAAACUUUGUAAAACCAGACAUGAGACAGAGAAAAAGAUGCUCUUCAUCUCUGUCAUCAUCGCCACCCCCAUGCUCUGAGGCGGUGCCUGUCAUUUGUCACAGUAGCAGAGCUGCUGUCCUGCAGCAGUCAGAAGUCUUUGUGUGGCCUCACAAUCAAGCAUCUGAGUCUUUUGUCCAGCCUCCCUCCAAAAUCACCCACUUCUCACUCUCAUUAGGCAUAGGCAAUGACAACACUGUUGAAGCAAUUACCACUGAGUGCAAAGAUCAAAAUGGAGUACAAAGUCAGGAACCCAGAAGCCCUAUAAGGCACACUAGCUGUGCUACUGACCACAAGGCGGACCAGGAUUACAACAGCAACAAUAUGCAUCUGUUUAAAUCCAAUGACACCUGCAAGAAUAACAAUCAGACUGCACAUUUGGAUUCUUUGCAAAAUCACACAGAAUAUUAUGGAGAGAAUGUGAUCCAGAAUAAUGUCUCAAGAAGAGGUUUACAGCACCAAAUUGAAUGGGAUUAUGAUCCUGUUCCCUCCAAAAAUCCACACUUUGAUUGUUUUCAAUGUCAGAGAACAUUGUUGACAACUUCAACACAAGAGCAAUCGAAACACCAGGGAGCUGCAGUUUCACUUCUCGUGGAGGCUGAAGAUACAGGAAGUGCUUCUCAGUGCGAAGAAUGUCUUGAGGUGGAAGUGAAAAGGAGCCACAGUUACUCCAGUAUGUGUCUUGAUGCAACAGAUAUAAAGAAAAAGACAUCUGGGCCUAUAACAGACUGGUACACAAACAUCCACCAAGAUGACAAAAGCAGAAAGGAAAUGUGUAACAAAGUUUGUAGCACACAAACCAAAUUCAGAUUUAUAACAUCACAACCUGGAUUGACUAAUGUCACUGACAGUUUCUCUGCUUCUAAAUGUGGUGAAGUGCUGGAAAGUAGAAAAAACUCAUCCCCUGAAAACACAGAGCCAUGUUGCUUUUUAACAGCACCGCUGGACCACAACUUGUCUGGCACUACAAGAAGCUCUGGUCAGCCAAAACAUUGGCAUCUUCCUCAUCAGGGUGAACCAUGUGACGAUGCAUCACUUCAAGAUUCAAAUCACAAACCCUUGAAGCCCAGCUUUUCUCCUGACUCAGAUGAGUUAGGUGAUGAGGUUAAUGCUCCUUUUUCAGGUAAAAGAUCACUGAGUCAACACUUUUUUAUAGAGAUUGAAGACCAGCCGGAUAUAAACAUCAAACAUGAUGAGCUACCUGUGUCCUGUCAACAUGGAUAUCACAAAGAAGUGAAACAGUUUGUUGUAAUGGAUACAGCUGCAAUCCUGAGUCACGAUGAUGCACAAGCAAAUCAGGACUCCUCUGUAGCCAGAGCUGAGAGGUCAGAUGAGGCUGAUGGACAGAGAGACAUCAAAGAAGGAAACCCAUUUGAUAUAAAACCACGCCAAACAGGAGAUUGCAUCACACAAAACAUCAGUGUGAUGGACAUUUCCACACCUAAAGAGCAUGAAACUAAGAGCGACUCCACUCCAGUUUGCUCACCUCUUUGUGAACCAGACUGUGAUCGAGCCUCAAAGCCAUCAACUGUAUCUGUCUGCAUACCUUCCACCCUUCCAGCCAGCAUGCCGACAGAUAGGUCAGCUCAUCUGUCAUCUCCCAGUCACCAGCCUUUCCAGUGCUCUUUGUGUGAUCGCUCCUUCAGCCAGAAAGGUUCUCUGAACAGACAUGUGCGCAGCCACCUUGGUGUGCGGCCUUUCCCCUGCCCCUGCUGCCCAAUGACCUUCUCACGCCAAUAUCGUGUCACAGAGCACAUGCGUGUUCAUCAGCGUUCUGUCCUUGGAAAUGGCUUCCAAAAGUCCUCUGUAAUAAAGGAUUAAAGGUCACAAAAUCAGAAUGGUAAGAAGAAAAAUUGAUAGCUUAUUUGUGGAUGAUGGACUCCUGUCAGAUUUUGACUUUUCUUAGUUUGUGUCAUUCUUUGGAGUGUAAAAAUGUAGCAGCAAAGACAUUUUUAGUUACUUUUUAUUGUGAUCUUGCCCAGCAGCUGAUGAAGAAUAAUUCUGUCCUGUUACGUUUUUAUAUUUCUACUAUUACAAUUAUUUUUGGCAGCUAUUAUCCUUUGAAGUGCUUUGGCAUCCAUAAGAAUGCAUUUGUUACCUGACAUGGAACUGCAGAGAGGUGUUGUAAGCCAUUUCUGCCUAUAAAAAAAACACAAAAGCAAAACUUCAGAUCAAUUUUAUUCUUGUACCUUCUGCCAGUACCCUUCUGUUUAUCUUCUGGUUCUCUAUCUGCUUUAUUUCUGAAGCACAUCCAGUAAACCUAUGUUGUCAUGGUCAGUUACUGACAUGCAUAAAUGAAAUUGUCUCAAGGAAUAGCUUUAAAUACCCCCUGGAAACCUCAAAGGAGAAUUGAUCAUGACCACUUUUCUGAUUUCUUGAAAAAAAAAAAAAAAAAAUUAAAGAAAGUAGAGGGAGUUUAAAACCUCUAAGAUACAUCCUUUUUUCUUUGACACAUCCUGGAAAUUCAAAGGUAUUCCCAGGAUGAGCUCUUUGUCUGUCCUGGGAUCGCCUCCCAGUGGGAAGUGCCUAGAAAAGCUACAAAGGAGAGUUAAUGUGGUAGCUAAUUCUUGAAAUUACAACUCUAUUCCUAGGAGUUGUACUGUGAUCUAUUAGUCCAUUUUACUGAGAAAUAUGUGAUAAAUUCUUUUCAUGUACUCUGUUUCUGUUAGUCCAGUAUGAUGCAUGUCUCUUCAUUUGUGCUGCUGGUUUGCUGUGAAACUUCACCUGAAGAAACAAAAGAGUCUUGAGUACAAUCCAGAAUAUCCAGAGUGUUCCGUCUUGUGUAUGUAAGUUUAUUAUAAUAAGUUUCUUCAAAGUUAACUUCUGGAAUAAAAUUUUGAUUUAUGAUUUGAAGUUUAAAUAAAAAACCUCACAUAUAUGUAAAAUGAUAAUGUUUCUACAAAUGACCACAAUAUAAAUAAUGCCCCGCUGACUUUUUAUCCUACUAUGAGGCAUUCCAUUUACAACUUA